AUGAGUACCCAGCGCACAGUCUGUUUUGGAAGAGAAGUGUCUGUGCUACAAAGAUACAACCUACAAGGAAUUGUAAAAACAUCCAAAAAGAAAGAACUAGUCCGGAGGAAGGGCCGGGUCUCUACUGUCCUAGGUGGGGACAACAUAUCAACUGCCAAGCAACCUGCUGACAUUGGCUACAAGAUCUUUACCUCCAUGAUGCUCUUCGCUGUACAUGGGGACUACUUCUGCAGUGCCCAAGCCUACCACUAUCCCCGGUGGCACCGCUCCCAGUGCCAGGCUGCAGAAGAACAGAAGACCUCAGGAGUCCUGUAGAACUGGGGGGCUACUUUCCUUGAGCAGAGGGGCCUGAGGCAUGCUGUGGAAUGAUCUCACCUGCAAUCAUU
Molecule: messenger RNA, 386 nt
Organism: Panthera uncia (snow leopard)
Lineage: Eukaryota; Metazoa; Chordata; Mammalia; Carnivora; Felidae
Product: cytochrome c oxidase assembly protein COX14-like
Exons: 3
Coding region: 1-315 (104 amino acids)
Biological process (GO): mitochondrial respiratory chain complex IV assembly
Cellular component (GO): mitochondrion
Source: RefSeq, a predicted model, not a curated record